Molecule: messenger RNA, 2607 nt
Organism: Vicia villosa (hairy vetch)
Lineage: Eukaryota; Viridiplantae; Streptophyta; Magnoliopsida; Fabales; Fabaceae
Exons: 4
Coding region: 1-2607 (868 amino acids)
Source: RefSeq, a predicted model, not a curated record
AUGGACUUGGUGGAUGUACCUUCGAAUGGUAAUAGGUUUACGUGGUCAAAUAAGGUGGGCAGUUGCAAAAGCAGGUUGGACAGAUUUUUGUUGUCUGAAGGCUUAGUCGAUGGUUGGAAGAUUGUGGGCCAAAAAGUUGGGGACAUGGACAUAUCUGAUCACGCCCCUAUUUGGUUAAAGGCGAACGAUAAAGACUGGGGCCCUAAACCCUUCAGAUUCAUCAAUUGUUGGUUGGAAGAUAGAGAGUUCUUAAAGUUUGCAGAGGAUUCAUGGAAAGACUUUGCCGUAGCCGGAAAUUAUACGUUCAUGUUAAAGGAGAAUCUGAAACUUCUAAGGAACAAACUCAGAAUUUGGAAUAAAGAAUCUUUUGGAUGGAUCGACCUCAAAAUCGAAGAGGCAAUAAAGGUUUUGAAUUCUGCAGAGAGCCAGCUUACAGGUACUGUUGAUGUUGCAUUAGCAAGACAGGAGAGGGAAUUGAAAAGAAAGGCGGCAAUGGACGACCUCUGGAAGCAUUUGCGCCUUCAAGAAAGCCUUUUGAGACAAAAGUCGAGAAUCAAAUGGCUUAAGGAGGGUGAUCAAAACACGAGAUACUUUCAUCAUGUGGUUAAGGAUAGGAGGAGGAGAAAUAAUAUCGUCGCGGUCCAUUCAACUCAAGGGGUCUUGGUGGAGGAUGUUAACGGGAUUCAGAAUGAUAUUGUCAACUUUGUGAUGGAGUUCCACACUACAACCUUUCUCCCUAAGGCAAUCACUGCCUCCUUUUUAGCCCUUAUUCCGAAAAAUCCUAAUCCGCAAGGGUUGAACGAGUACCGCCCCAUCUGCCUUGUUGGAUGCCUCUACAAAAUAAUCUCUAAAAUUCUGGCUAAUCGCAUUAAGAAAGUUUUGAAGAGCAUCAUUUCUCCCUGCCAGUCCGCCUUUGUACCGGAUAGGCAGAUAUUGGACGGUGUUUUGGCUCUGAACGAAAUUGUGGACCACGCAAGGAAGGAAAAAAAGGAAUGCUUUAUUUUCAAAGUGGAUUUCCAACAGGCUUACGACUGCGUGAACUGGGGAUUCCUGAGAAGUUUGUUUCAUAAAUUUGGUUUUGGCUCUAAGUGGUGUAAGUGGAUGGAAGCUUGUGUUUUCAACAGCUCUAUGUCGAUUCUCGUCAACGGAAGCCCAACAAAAGACUUCUGGGUGGAGAGAGGAUUACGCCAAGGAGACCCUUUGUCUCCUUUCUUGUUCACUCUUGUAGCAGAAGGGUUGGCUAUGGUUGUGCAAAAGGCUGCUGCAUUGGGGAGGUUUGAAGGUUACAAAAUAAAGGAAAAUUUGGAGAUUAGAAUUCUUCAGUUUGCAGACGAUACGGUGUUAGUGGGAAGUGGUUGCUGGGAAGAUUUCUUGGACAGAGCAUCCCAAUUUCUUUGCUGCAGUAGAGAAGUUUUUCCUUUCAAAUUCCUUGGAAUCCAUGUUGGGCUCAAUCCAAGAAGAUGUAGUUCGUGGACUCCGGUUGUGAGUAGUUUGAAGAAAAGAUUAUCGUCGUGGAAGGCUCGCAUGAUUUCCAUCAGGCGCAGGGUCACUCUUUUGAACUCGGUUCUGUCCAGCAUUCCGGUUUUUACGAUGUCGUUUUACCGAGCUCCUAUUAAGAUAAUUAAAGAAAUUAUAUCUAUUCAAAGCCGCUUUCUCCGGUGCGGAAAUGAAGAAAAGAAAUGUAUAAGCUGGGUCAGUUGGGCAAAUAUUUGCAAACCGAAAGAGGAAGGCGGAUUAGGAGUGAAACAUAUGGGACUCUUUAACAAAGCGCUCCUUUGCAAAUGGAAGUGGAGGAUCUUAUCGGAGAGAGGUUCUGUAUGGAGAGAUAUUCUGGAAGCUAGAUACGGUGAUUUAAACAUAGCUGUGAUUAGGGAUUCGGAUCAUAAAACCAAAAGGAAAGACUCGGUGUGGUGGAAGUACUUAUGUGCGGCAAGCUCGCACAAAACUAACUCUUUUGAUUGUUUUGCAGGUAACAUUAGAUUCGGUCUGGGACAAGGGAAUAUCAUUUCAUUUUGGCACGGAAUUUGGAUAGGGGGCUCUCCCUUUAAGUCUCUGUUCCCUGCUGCUUUCUACUUGUCGCGUCGGCAAAACGGUUUGGUGUGCGAGAUGGGCAGCUGGCAGUGUGGGUUGUGGUGCUGGGAUCUUGAUAUCCCAGGAGAAUUGCUGCUGGUAAACCCCACUGCAAUGAUGGAGGUCAUGGAUUUGGUGGAAAUUUUGGCUUCUGUAAAACCUGUUGAAUUGCGGAGUGAAGAAGAGCCUGUGGAUGAGAGUUCGGCAAGGGCCCUGAAUCUUUUUUGGACAACUCAAAUUCCUUCAAAACUCAAGGUGUUUGGGUGGAGAAUUCUGCUUGAUCGUUUGCCGUUGAAAUUUCAAUUGGCAAGGAGAGGAAUUAUUAUGAAUGAUCAAGAUAAAAUGUGUGUAUUUUGCGGGUCUGAGGUGGAAGAUCUAAACCAUUUGCUGUUUUCUUGUUUGCUGUCUAAGAAUGUGUGGAGCAACGUAGGAUUAUGGUUAGAUAUCCAACAGUUGGAUGGGGGGCCGGUGUUCAUCACUUGGAACACUUUCUUGAAGCUCUUAAGGGGAAAGUUAAAAAGAAGAAAAUUUGCUUAA